GUCGCUUCCUGAUCUCUUUUUAUUUCCCUCUCCCUCCGUCUCUCUCUCUUUCUCUUCUCUAUCACGAUUCCUUCCCUUCCCUUCGGGUUCGCAAAUACACUCCUUUCGUUACUUUUUGUUUUUAUAGAGCCUGUGGUUGCUCGAGACACUCCUUGGAUCUACCCAAAGCACAUUCCUUGAUCUUGUUUGCGUUCCCUGGGUUGUCGUUCUGAGACAUACCUACUGUGAUACCCACAUCUUCCGUCCAUAACCUUGUUACCUGUGAACAUCCAACGCGAUUUAUCACCAUGCAGCUCAAGAACUCCAUGUUCCUGCUCACGGCGUUGACGGCCGGUUCCGCCGUCGCCCGUAUGCACGGCCACGAGCGCCGUCAUACUCAUCACCACAUGCAGCACGAGGAGAAGCGCCAGGUCGGUGAAAUGGUCUACGCCAACAUCAACGGUAUCUGGCAGUCCUGGAUCAACAAUUGGUCCGGUCACCCCACCUCUACCGCCGGCUCUGGUUCCACUCCCACUCAAGCUUCCUCCUCAACUUCCUCUGUUGUUUCCAUCACCGCGGCCCCUAGCGCCAGCAGUGGCCCUACCGUAACCACCCCCGGAUCCUGCAAGGAGUGGCAUGCGGACAGUGGCUCGUACACCCGCGAGGGCUUCGGAGGGCAGACCAAGAACAACGACGAGGCCUACAUCAAGUACAUCGGUAAUGUUGGCAACCCGUACGGCAGCAACAUCAUCGAGGUCUCCGAGAGCAAGGCCUGCGAGUACAAGCAUGUCGUUCGCAUUGACGGCAGUGAGAAGGAGCCCUGGACCGUUGCCUUCUGGAACAAGAUGGGCCCCGAUCUCAAGCUCACUGGCUGGUACGGCAAUGCUGUCCUGACCCUCAAGAUCAACCCCGGUGAGAGCAAGUAUGUUGCUUUCGAUGACGACUCCCAGGGUGCCUGGGGUGCCGCCAAGGGUGACAAGCUUCCUGUGGACCAGUUCGGUGGCUACGCCUGCACCUGGGGUGAAUUCGACUUCGGCAACACCUCCAACGAGGGUUGGUCCGGCUGGGACGUGUCCGCCAUUCAGGCCCAGAACGCCGGUAUGGAUGUCCAGGGUAUGAAGAUCUGCACCCACGACAACCAGAAGUGCUCUACCAUCUCCAACUUUGCCAAGCUGGUGGAGAACGCCUACACUGCUCUUGAGGCCGGUGUUGACGGCAUUGGUGGCGAGUGGACCAAGGGUGCCCUCCGUCUGAUUGUCAACAUUGACUACGACUAAGCGUUGUUUCUGUGCCCUGUCGGUUUCCUCUUUUUUUUUCCACCUUCUAUGACUUGUCUUCUUCUGCAAAAUUGGUUAGGGGUUGGAGGUGUUUUUCUCUUCAUUGUGCGCGGCGUGUACUGGUGCUUGAGCGUCGAACCCAGCAUAGCAUGUGCGGUUCCAUCCUCAAGUCCUUACACCCCGUGACCGCCAUCCGGCCUUGACGAUAGUGCAUUCUUUUCCAUGUACAUACAUAUACCACUGUUCACUGUCUAUUGAUUUAGUUUCAUAUCACGAUAGAAUUACGUACAAGCUGUC
Aspergillus pseudonomiae is the source of this 1553-nucleotide messenger RNA. It is a transcript of the gene aspf4, whose product is annotated as allergen Asp F4. The record is from RefSeq and is a predicted model, not a curated record. The coding region runs from base 288 to 1256 and encodes 322 amino acids. NCBI's taxonomy places the organism in Eukaryota, Fungi, Ascomycota, Eurotiomycetes, Eurotiales, Aspergillaceae. Gene Ontology annotation, molecular function: IgE binding. The transcript has a single exon. Gene Ontology annotation, cellular component: extracellular region.